AAGGCUUUGGUAUAGAUUCUCCAAUUACCGGUUACAUCAUUGUCGCCGUCCAGAUCUGGGUUCUUGCCUUUUUCUUUUGAAGUAUUACAGUUUCUGGUUUUAUCAAUAUCACCAUAUUGAAUUUCUUCCUUAUUAGCUGUCUUCCUCAUAAAUUCUGAUCGUAAAAUUUUCCGUCUGCUUAAAUGGAAAAUUUUGACAUAUGUCAAGUUUUCUGUUUUCCCACUCGUUAGGUGUGUGCCUCUCAUCUUCAUUCUCUCAGACGUACGCAGAAUUCCACGUAGAAACAGAGUUAGGCAGAUUCAUCUUCUGUUUCUCUUUGCGGAAGCUUUUUAGUUACGAUUCAUAAAUUCUUUCCAUUUUUGAAGCUUAUUAGCUCAUCCAUGGCUUCCCGUGAACGCAAACAAGAACCAUCCAAUCCACCACUCUCCAUCGGCUCAAGAUUGAAAUCCUUUAUAUUCUUUUCAUUACCCAUUUUAAUUCUGUUUGUAGCUAUUUCAUUUAGUUUCAACAGAACAAACUUCUUCCAAAUCGACCUCCUUAAGUCGAUCCUCAGAUCACGCCCCAACUCCUUUCAACCCCUUCUAGGGUUUUCUCACCCAACCUAUAAACCAAACCAUAAUCCCCAGCCCUCUCACUGCGUACUAUGGAUGGCCCCCUUCCUUUCUAGUGGUGGAUACAGCUCAGAAGCUUGGUCUUAUGUCUUGUCCAUCAAACAGCAUAUUAAAAACCCUAGAUUUAAAUUAGCUAUCGAACAACAUGGGGACCUGGAAUCCCUAGAAUUUUGGGAGGGGUUGCCUCAAUAUAUCAGGAACUUGGCAUUGGAGCUGUAUCAGACAGAAUGCAGGAUGAAUGAGACCAUAGUGGUUUGUCAUAGUGAGCCCGGGGCUUGGUAUCCUCCAUUGUUUGAUACCAUGCCUUGUCCACCAUCUGGGUAUCAAGGUUUCAUGUCUGUGGUGGGUAGGACAAUGUUUGAGACUGACAGAGUGAAUGCUGAACACGUAGAACGUUGUAAUCGAAUGGAUUACAUCUGGGUUCCUGCUGAAUUUCAUGUUUCUACGUUUGUGCAAAGUGGGGUUGAUCAAUCCAAGGUUGUGAAGAUUGUUCAGCCUGUCGAUGUUAACUUCUUUGAUCCUCUAAAGUAUGAGCCAAUAGAUCUUUUUUCUCUUGGGAAAUUAGUUUUAGGUGCAAAAAACCGGAAAUUGAACUCAAAGGAGUUUGUAUUCGUGAGUGUGUUUAAGUGGGAGUAUAGGAAAGGUUGGGAUGUGUUGUUGAAAGCAUACUUGAGAGAAUUCUCUGAAGCUGAUGGGGUUGUUUUGUGUUUAUUAACAAAUGCAUACCAUUCUGAUAGUGAUUUUGGGGAUAAGAUUUUGGAGUUAGUGGAGGAUUCUGAUGUUGAAAAACCCGUUCAUGGUUGGGCUCCUAUAUAUGUGGUUGAUACCCACAUUGCUCAGAUUGAUUUGCCAAAAGUAUACAAAGCAGCUAAUGCCUUUGUGCUAGCUUCAAGAGGAGAAGGAUGGGGAAGGCCUUUGGUGGAAGCCAUGGCUAUGUCUUUACCGGUCAUCGCUACCAACUGGUCUGGACAGAUGGAGUAUUUGACAGAGAAGAACAGCUAUCAAUUGGCAGUAGAUGGGUUAAGGGAGGUAAAGGAAGGGCCAUUCAAAGGCCAUUUUUGGGCUGAACCAUCUGUAGAAAGAUUGAGAGUUUUGAUGAGGCAUGUGAUGAGUAAUGUUGAGGAAGCUAAUGAGAAAGGACGGAUGGCAAGGGAGGAUAUGAUCAGAAGGUUUUCUCCAGAAAUUGUUGCUCAAAUUGUUACUGACCAUCUACAAACAAUAUUUGACAAGUUGACACCACGUUAAAAUAUCUGUUUAUUUGGCAGGAAAAUGUCUAUCUUUUCUUGCUUAGCAAUCUGUGCAGAAAGAAUUAAACAAGUUUUUUUCAGAUGAGUCGGGUACCCGACUCUCUUAAAUUACAUGUUAUCUAUACAAAUAGUUGCAAUUUUUGUUAGAUGAUGUGACUUUCAUGAAUCUAGAGUUUGUCCAAAGCAAUUAACUCAGACUCAUGGUUCAUGGAGUUGUAAAACUCAUGGUUAUACAACAUAAAGUAAAUUCUCUCUUUCUCCAA
Carica papaya (papaya) is the source of this 2121-nucleotide messenger RNA. RefSeq names its product UDP-Glycosyltransferase superfamily protein. The record is from RefSeq and is a predicted model, not a curated record. Lineage: Eukaryota; Viridiplantae; Streptophyta; Magnoliopsida; Brassicales; Caricaceae.